Molecule: messenger RNA, 1178 nt
Organism: Lingula anatina
Lineage: Eukaryota; Metazoa; Brachiopoda; Lingulata; Lingulida; Lingulidae
Product: excitatory amino acid transporter
Biological process (GO): L-glutamate transmembrane transport
Cellular component (GO): plasma membrane
Molecular function (GO): L-glutamate transmembrane transporter activity; neutral L-amino acid transmembrane transporter activity; glutamate:sodium symporter activity
Source: RefSeq, a predicted model, not a curated record
ACUAUUAGUGUUAUUUUCAAGUAUUCUGAAGGUCGUUGUUUUGUUUUUCUUAUUUCUUAGUUAUAAAGAAAUAGUCCCACAACAAGUGACUACAAACACGUUUUAAGUAUUUCUUAUAUUAAGAAAGUUGUACGUAAUGCGAUUUAUCUUCUAAUGAACCAAUCUAUUUCCAUUUUAACUUCCUAUGCAAAUGAAGAUUCAUUAUCCUCUUUGGUUUAAAAUUGAAAAUCAAAUUAAUAAGAAGUAUAACGUUUUGUUCUAUUAGGUACUCUCCCAUCGGCAUCGUCAGUCUGAUGGCAGCUUCCCUGGCCGCCAUUACCGAAAUCGAGGAAACCCUGGCCAGAAUAGGGCUGUUCGUUGUCACCGUCACAGCCGGGCUCGCCAUCCAUCAGCUUGUUGUGUUGCCGCUGCUAUAUUUCGUUAUUGUUAGAAAUAACCCCUUCCGUUUCUUCUUUUCCAACAUUCCAGCAUGGGUGACAGCUUUUGCGUCCACUAGCGGAGCAAUGGCGAUUCCCGACGUGAUUAAAGCUUGUGAAGAAAAGCACAAAAUCGACUCGCGUCUUACAAGGUUUGCUGUCCCAUUCGUGACGACUCUUAAUGCUGAUGGUAGUGCAUUGUACAUAGUCUCUGCAUCUAUGUUUCUCAGCCAGUUGGAGGGGUUUACGUUGGACGCUGGGCAAAUCGUUAUGUUGGUGACACUGACCACAGUAGCUUGCAUGGCCCUUCCAUCUGUCCCCAGCUCUAGCAUCGUUACCAUAGUGAUUUUACUGACCUCCCUUAAUCUUCCUGUCCAGGAAAUAGCGCUGCUGUUCACAGUCGAAUGGUUACUUGAUCGGUUAAGGACAACAAGCAAUGUUAUGAGCCAUGCUAUGAGCGUGCCAAUUAUCUACAGAUUUUGUAAAGAAGAUUUAAAAAAUCAUCCCGAACAAACCCAGGAAAGAAAAGUGCGAUUUGAUUUGGAUGAUUAUUCGGAAGGAUACGGAAGCGAUGACAAAAGACUUAACGAGGAAGAAAUGGUAGAGUUUGCAACUCAUAAUCUCUAACUACACCAGGGUCCGCUUGUCCUGUUACAAAAUUAUUGUACAGCCUAUACUUCAUUUUUGUAGACUGUUUUAAAGGCCCCUGAUAUGCGUGCGUACUGAUACACACCUUGAAAAUGGGUUGUGUGGUUCGAUCUA